ACAUGGGGAAAGUGAAAGUACAAAGGGCCCAGGGAUCCACGCUGCCUCGCAGGAGAGGAGAUGGCGAACAUGGGGGGAUGGACAGACAUCUGGGCUCUGCGUCUCGGGGGCCUGCUCCUGCCUCUUCUCUUCCUAGGGACAGCAGGUUCCCAGCUGCAGGUGACCACAGCGCCCUCCUCCUGGGCCCACCUGGGCUCGCGAUCCUUGCUGCAGUGCCGGUUUGAUGUCGGGGGGCCGGUGGCCCUGGACUCCCUGCGGGUGCAAUGUUAUAUUGGGGAGCAUGUAGUGGCCUGCUACAACCAGGGCAGGAUCCAGGCCCAGCCCGGAGCCAGUCUGCCAUCAGAGAAAGAGCUGGAGACAGGAGACGCCUCCCUGUCACUGGCCGUGGUGACCCCAUGGGACAAGGGCAUGUACAAGUGUGUUGUGUGGCACAGGGACCAGGAGCACCAGGGGAUGACCACCCUGCACCUGCUUGCUGCCCCAAUGAUCUCCAUCCUGAGACAACCUGCUGUGGGUGACACUGAGACCUCCCUCCUGUGCCACGUGGAGGGGUUCUUCCCCAAGGAGGUGGACGUGGUGUGGCUGAGAGAUGGGCAGGUCCUGAAAGGCUUUCCCUGCUCCAGCCCCCAGAGGAACCUGGAUGGGACCUUCACCUUCACCAUGACCUACACCUUCACCCCCACCCACAAAGAUGCUGGCAGUGUCUUCUCCUGCCGUGUCCACCACAUGGCCCUGAGGCAGCCACUGAAGGAGGACAUCCCCCUGGAUAUCAGAGUAGGGAGCACAGAGGUGGAUCACACCAGCACCAUGAUCAGCGCUGUACUGGGAAUUGGCAUCAUAACUGGAAUUGUGGUCAUCACAAUCAUGAAGCAGAAGUCCAGGUCCAGUCGGCAACUUCAGUUCCAAGAUGAUCCAGGGCCAGCUCCUGUCAGAUCUCCUGUGCUCAGACCCCCAGGCUGGGCAGUCUCCUACUCCGUCUCUGAAGUGCAGGGGCCGGAGCGGUGCCUGCUGGGCCAGGAGGUGACCCUGAGCUGCUCCAUGGAGGGGACGUUCCCCAAGGACGUGGCCGUGACAUGGGAGAGGAUCCACAGCAAGGACAGGAUGGUGCCGGAGAUUGACAAGGAGCAAGAAAGCUCCGAGCACCAGACGCUGUUACCCGCCCUGCCCCCGGGCUGGAGAGUGACAGAGGAGAAAGCUGACACCCGCUUCACGUCCUCCCUGACCUUCACCCCCACGCUGCAGGAUGACCGGGCACGGGUCCGGUGCUGCUUCCUCCACAAGGUUGAAAGUAUCAAAGAGGAGCGAGUGUUCCCAGAGAUCCAGGUGUGGGCCCAGCCGCAGGUGUCGGAGAUCCAGGUGUUGCCAGAGUGGGACCCCCGGGACAAGGUGCCGUUUGCUGUCCAGCUCCACAACUUCUACCCCAGGGAGGUGCCCCAGAUCCAGUGGGGCUGCGAUGGGAUCUGGAGCUGGGGGGAAGACCCAGCGCAGGUAGACAACAACGCGGACGGCACGUUCACCGCGACGAGCAUCUGGCGACUGCCCAGCUGGAGCCUGACCCGGCCGGAGCUGCGAGUGCGAGUGUGCAUCCAACACAGCCCCGGAGAGCCCCCGAGGGAGAGAGAGCUCAGCCUGAGGGCCGUGGGUCUCCUGCAGCCCCCGGAGGUGUCCGAAAUCUCCCAGCCCGAGUCCAUGGCCACGGGGAAGGGAGUCACCCUUAGGUGCCACAUCACUGGGCAUUUCCCAGGGGAGCUGAGUGUGACCUGGCUGCGAAAGGGCAAGGGGGAGGCCACUGCUGUGAUCCUGGAGGACUCCGCUGAGUGCAGAGUGGAGCCCGGCAUGGCCGUCCUCGCACGGGAUGGGAAGAGCUUCCAGCAGCAGACGGGACUCACCUGCUGGAUGUCCAGAGACCAGGGGGCAGAGUACAUCUGCCGUGUGGGACACCUCGCCCUGCAGGCCCCCAUUGAGAGGAGCAUCAAUGAUCCAGGGCCAGCUCCUGUCAGAUCUCCUGUGCUCAGACCCCCAGGCUGGGCAGUCUCCUACUCUGUCUCCGAGGUGCAGGGGCCGGAGCGGUGCCUGCUGGGCCAGGAGGUGACCCUGAGCUGCUCCAUGGAGGGGACGUUCCCCAAGGACGUGGCUGUGAAAUGGGAUAGGAUCCACAGUGUGGACAGGACAGUGCCUGAGAGCGCUGGGGACCAAGAUAGCCCCGAGUACAACCUGCUGAUACCUACCCUCCCCCUGGGCUGGAAAGUGACCGAGGAGAGAGCUGGGACCCACCUCACAUCCUACCUGACCUUCACCCCGACGGUGCAGGACGACGGAGCGCGGGUCCGGUGCUGCUUCUUCCAUGAAACCAAAUGUAUCAGAGAGGAGCGAGUAUCACCAGAUUUCCAGGUGUGGGCCCAGGCGCAGGUGUCUGAGAUCCAGGUGUUGCCAGAGUGGGACCCCCGCGACAAGGUGCCGUUUGCUGUCCACCUCCACAACUUCUACCCCAGGGAGGUGCCCCCCAUCCAGUGGGGCUGGGACGGGGCCGGGAGCUGGAGGGAAGACCCCGCGCAGGUAGACAAGAACGCGGACGGCACGUUCACCGCGACGAGCGUCUGGAGAGUGCCCAGCCGGAGCCUGACCCGGCCAGAGCUGCGAGUGCGAGUGUGCGUCCCGCACGGCCAUGGAGAGCCCGCGAGUGAGAGAGAGCUCAGCCUGAGGGCCGCGGGUCUCCUGCGGCCCCCCGACGUGUCCGAAAUCUCCCAGCCUGAGUCCAUGCCCACGGGGAAGGGAGUCACCCUGAGCUGCCGCAUCGUGGGGCAUUUCCCGGGGGAGCUGAGCGUGACCUGGCUGUGGAGAGGCAAGGGGGAGGCCACUGCUGUGAUGCUGCGGGACUCGCCUGAGUAUAGGGUGGAGCCCGGCACGGCCAUCCUGGCACGGGAUGGGAAGAGCUUCCAACAGGAGACGAGACUCACCCGCUGGUCAUCCAGGGACCAGGGAGCAGAGUACAUCUGCCGCGUGGGACACCUGGCCCUGGAGACCCCCAUCGAGAGGAGCAGCGCCUGCCAUCUCCACCCUUCAGAGCUGAGGGAGGUCUCCCAGACACAGGCCCUGAUCCCUGAGCAGCUGGUGACCGUGAAGACCCGUCUAUCAGGGUCCAACCCCAAGCAGCUGGCGAUGACCUUGCUGGGAAAGAAAGCAAGAAAGAAAAAGCCCAGGGCCCUGGAGAGCUCAGACCCCCAAAGGAUCCACACCACCCCUAGCCAGGUGCCAGACAGGAAGUCCUACAGCGUGGAGUCUGAGCAGCAUGUCCCCACUACGGGGCCUGAGGACAAGAGGGUCGAGUACCAGUCCUGCGUGAAGCACGAGGCCCUGAAGAAGUCCAAGUCCAGGUCCAGCGGGCUCACAGGUCCAUCAGAGCUCUCCAGAGCCUCCAAGAACUGAGGAGAGAGGAGGCAGCCGAAGAUAGAGGAAUGCGAGGCCAUUCAGAGUCCACCAGAGCCUCAAAGAGCUGAGGAGGGAGGUGCUGGCUGAGGACAGAGGCAGGGUUGGAUCUUGCACCCACCUGGGAAACACCACAGCUGGGCUGGGCUGGGCUGGGCUG
Messenger RNA from Alligator mississippiensis (American alligator), 3586 nucleotides. RefSeq lists its product as uncharacterized. NCBI's taxonomy places the organism in Eukaryota, Metazoa, Chordata, Crocodylia, Alligatoridae. The record is from RefSeq and is a predicted model, not a curated record. The transcript has 13 exons. The coding region runs from base 61 to 3426 and encodes 1121 amino acids.